GUUUUGUUUGGCCGAAUGAAUACACCCAACUGGAUAUUCCUGUAGGUUCAACUGUACGAAAAAGUCCUCCGUUGUAGUUCAAUUAUGUCAUCAAGUGGACUUUUAACCGUGCGUUCUCAGCUUUGCAAGCGUUUGGCUCACAAGUACCUGUCAAGGACCUAUUCAUCUCGCCCUUCUUUAAAUGAAGUGGUCAUUGUCAGUGCAGUCCGGACCCCGAUGGGGUCCUUCAGAGGGAGCCUUGCAGCUGUACCUGCCACAAGACUGGGCUCCAUUGCCAUCAAAGGAGCAAUUGAGAAAGCAGGUAUCCCAGUUGAGGAGGUGAAGGAGGUCUACAUGGGAAAUGUACUGCAGGCUGGGGAAGGACAGGCCCCUGCCAGACAGGCUCUACUUGGCGCAGGGCUAUCCCUCUCCACUCCUGCAACAACCAUCAACAAAGUGUGUGCUUCUGGUAUGAAGUCUGUCAUGCUAGCUGCCCAGAGUCUGAUGUGUGGACACCAGGAUGUGAUGGUGGCUGGCGGUAUGGAGAGCAUGUCCAAUGUCCCCUAUGUGAUGACCAGGGACAUUCCAGCCUACGGUGGUUUGAGGAUGGAGGACCUUAUUGUAAAGGACGGCCUCACUGAUGUCUACAACAAAUUUCACAUGGGAAACUGUGCAGAAAAUACAGCUAAGAACAUGCAGAUCACCAGGGAGGAGCAGGACGCCUAUGCCAUCAGCUCAUACAACCGCAGCCAAGCAGCAUAUAACUCAGGACUGCUCGCAAAGGAAAUUGUCCCUGUUAGCAUCCCCCAGAAAGGAAAGCCUGAUGUGGUAGUGUCAGAAGAUGAGGAGUGGAGACGUGUGGACUUCAGCAAAGUCCCUAAUCUGAGACCGGUGUUCCAGAAAGACAAUGGCACCGUGACUGCAGCCAAUGCCAGCACACUGAACGACGGUGCAGCCGCCCUGGUUUUAAUGACCGCUGAUGCAGCAAGGAGACUUAACGUCACCCCACUGGCCAGGAUCGCCUCUUUUGCUGAUGCAGCUACUGCCCCCAUUGAUUUCCCUAUUGCUCCUGCAUUUGCUGUACCAAAGGUACUGGCAGCUGCAGGGCUGAAGAAGGAGGACAUUGCCAUGUGGGAAAUCAACGAAGCUUUUAGUGUUGUGGUUCUGGCCAACGUGAAGAUGCUGGACAUCGACCCUAGCAAAGUAAACGUCAACGGAGGAGCUGUCUCCCUGGGACACCCUAUUGGGAUGUCAGGGGCGAGAAUAGUGGGACACAUGGUACAUGCUCUAAAGUCUGGCCAGUACGGCCUGGCAGGGAUCUGCAACGGUGGUGGUGGAGCCUCAUCCGUUAUCAUCCAGAAGUUAUAAGAGCCUUUGUCUGGUGUCUUCCCCAUGAAUGGAUUAUUAUUAUUAUUAGACCUACGAAAAGGACAACUGGGGAACCACUUUUGGAUGUAAAUGACCAUUGCAUAUCACUCUAGAUAAUGUGUUUGAAAAGAACAAACUCCAAUCUAGAGCAGCCUUACUGGUAAACUAAUACACACAUGAACUGAUGACACAACUCCCAUUUUUGUCACUCCUGUUGAAAUGAACGUUUGUUGCAAGAGGCAAUUUAUAUUUAACUGACUAUGAAGAUGAGUAAAUAGUUUAUUUUAAAAAAAGUAUUGUCUUCAUGUUUUGUUUAUUUUGGGUAUUGAGACGUGUAUUCUGAAUUUUGGAUAUACUUGCUAACCUUUUCUGCUUCUUAUCACAGUUUGUUCUACCAGGAUGAAUUUACUAGCAUGCACACUGGAAAAACGCAUUCCCCGGCUAACAACCAUGAUUAAGCUUUUAGACACUAACAUAUUUUCAAAGAGUCGGCAAGGCGGCAUUUCAUGAGUCUUUAUGAUUUAAGUGUUACAUUUAGUUUCUGCUCUUUGCUCACUUGGAUAAUACAAAAAAGUCCAACAAACAUUGAAAAGCUCAUCACAAUACAGAGAUAUAUUUAUCUAGCGAUAAGUCUGGAAGAAAUAAUAUACCCUCUAUGCCAACUGCAUUUCCCUUUCUGUCUCCUCUGGACCCCCUACCUGAUUAAUAAAAAAAUUAUUAGCAUGUUUUAUUACAUAUGGGUGAUUGUAUCACUUUGAAAUGUGUCAGGAGGAGCAUGUUAGCAAUGUUAUAUCUAUUCUAUAAAAAUACGAACAUUCACAAAAUGCCAACAUUUUGUAAACAAACAUGUAUACUAAUAUUUCACACCUAAUGCUCACCUUGUCUAUAAAGCCUUUUCCACAAAUUCC
This is a messenger RNA of Esox lucius (northern pike), 2255 nucleotides long. It is a transcript of the gene acat1, whose product is annotated as acetyl-CoA acetyltransferase 1. Bases 85 to 1347 code for a protein of 420 amino acids. Gene Ontology annotation, biological process: fatty acid beta-oxidation. NCBI's taxonomy places the organism in Eukaryota, Metazoa, Chordata, Actinopteri, Esociformes, Esocidae. The transcript is spliced from 12 exons. The record is from RefSeq and is a predicted model, not a curated record. Gene Ontology annotation, molecular function: acetyl-CoA C-acetyltransferase activity.